Lasiodiplodia theobromae is the source of this 1287-nucleotide messenger RNA. Its product is annotated as Integral membrane protein. Bases 1 to 1287 code for a protein of 428 amino acids. The transcript has 5 exons. The record is from RefSeq and is a predicted model, not a curated record. Lineage: Eukaryota; Fungi; Ascomycota; Dothideomycetes; Botryosphaeriales; Botryosphaeriaceae.
AUGGCUGGCGAGAACCGCGGGCCCGAGCUGCUCGUCGUGACGGCCGUCAUGGUCAGCAUGGCCUUCGUCUCCACGGUACUACGAUGCUUCGUACGUCUGGUCAUGGUCAAGGCCUGGGGCAUUGACGACUGGUUCAUGGUGGCAGCAACUCUCACCCACAUCAUGUUCGCAACAUGUGUGAUAGGCGGCAUUCACUACGGAACUGGCCGCCACAUGAACGAACUGGACCCUCAUGAUUCCGAGAAAGCGAUGCGGUAUUGGUGGCUCUGCUACGUUGCAUACUGCCUAACCAUGAUCUCUGCCAAGAUUAGCAUCGGCUACUUCCUGCUCCGCCUGACCGUUCACCGCAUUCACGUCUUGAUCAUCUGGGGCGUUAUGUCCCUGACCGUCUUGACCGGCGCCGUCUUCUUCUUCGUCACCCUCUUCCAGUGCAAUCCAGUCUCCUACUUCUGGACCCAGACCGUUGGCGCUCCCGGCACCUGCAUCCCCGUCGAGGUCAUCAUAGCCUUGACCUAUCUCUACGGUAGCAUUUCGGCCAUCUGCGACUUCACCUUCGGUAUCCUGCCCAUCUUCCUGAUCUGGAACCUCAACAUGAGGAAGAGUAUUAAGGUUGCUCUGGUUCCCAUCUUGAGUAUGGCUUGCAUUGCCUCUUCCGCCGUUCUUGUCCGCAUGGCCUACGUUCAGGACUUUAAGGACCCCGACUUCCUCUAUGCUACUGUCGAUAUCGCCAUCUGGUCCGACACCGAACAAGGCCUCGCCAUCACCGCCGGCUCGCUCGCGACCCUGCGCCCGCUUUUCCGCGCGGUGACCUCCAAAUUCGGAUCAUACGGCACCACCGGCGGCACACCCAACCCCUCGGGGCAUCUCAAGACGCCCGGCGGCAGCCAAGCCCAUAAGCUUCAACAGACCGUCUGGCCCAGCGAUCACUCGCGCGCCCGAAACAAUUCGCAGGGCGGACCUUGGAGCAUGCUGCGCACAGAGCACGGCGAUGAGUUCGAGCUCGUCACCAAGAUCACGAAGACGAGUGGAGGUGAGGGAAGCCCGAGUCCGCCGGGGUCGGCUGAAGGGAUCAAGGGCGGAAUCGUCAGAGAGACCGAGGUGACGACAGUCGUGGAGGAAAGGAGGUUAGGUCAUGGGGCUGGUGACGAUGGAGCAGGCGGCAAGAGAAAGAGUUGGUGGCGGGGAGGUGGAAGGGAGAGGAGUAGUAGUGACAAGGAGGACAGUGAGAGCCAGAAGGAGCUGAACGCGGUAGCGCGAGAGAGGAGAGAACCCGGCGAUUACGUGUAG